GUUUGCAGGCUGAUGUGAGGGGAGGAGGAAGUUUGUGUAAAGAGGAAAUCUGAACUUUUUCAUGCAGCCUCCUCAACAAGUGGCAGCAGAGAAGCGGUUCAAAGCUGAGCUGCUCUGAACUCACACAGGACAUCAUGGAAAUCCCUGCGAUCAACCUAAAGGCCAUAGUACUGGUGCACUGGCUGCUUACAGUAUGGGGUUCCAUGGCGUGGCUUCCCAGCUCCUUCCCCUGGGGGAACUUCAGCGUUUUAGCGGUGGGCGUCUGGGCCAUUGCACAGAGGGACUCCAUCGAUGCCGUGCUCAUGUUUCUGGUGGGGAUGAUUCUGACGAUACUCACCGACAUCAUCCACUUUGGGAUUUAUUACGACCUGACCGAGUCGGCACUGCUUCGGUCGAAGGACUUGUUCCACUUCAGCGCAGGAAUGGCCAUUCUCAACCUGCUGCUCAAACCCGUGUCCUGCUUCUUCGUUUACCAAAUGUACCGCGAGCGAGGAGGAGAUUACAACGUCAACUUCGGUUUUCCCUCGGUAUCACGGAACAGAGACGCCUACCAGUCCAUCGACCAGCAGGACGAGGCCUCCAACCCGGCCAAUCCCUUCAACCAGGCCGAGGAGGGCAAACCAGCAGUCCGCACAUACUGAGUGAACCACACACUGUUCUCCUCUCACAUUUUUACGCAGCAGUGCUCAGGGGCAACUCUUACAAAUCAAUUCCACGUCCGUCCAUUUGUUCCGUACAGUCGCUCUGCUGCAGCGCUGAAAACACAAAUUGAAUACCUUUAUUAUGGUAAACCAGCCCGGUCUGGGUUUUUAAAAUGAAAUGUGGCGUAAUUAAACCCAUCGUAACUUCGUGUCUUCGAAGGGGGGGAAUGUUUUUCUUUUUUUGCUGAGCUCAUUCAUCACUGCUGAAUAAAUACAGAGGUAAAAGUGGCUCCAGCAGUCCUGUGCUGUGUUACUGUUUUUACCGGCUACUAUUUUUAGUGGAACUGUUGUUUCACUGGUUUACUUUUCCCAAGUGAAUCGUUUAGUUUUUUUACAAAUGUGGCGUUUACAGACAUUACGAGUCAUUUGUGUUUCUGUAAAUGUUUGAAGGACUCGUCAUCUGCUGUAGGAAAUUAUUCUUUUCCUGUUCGUGUUUUCUUUACGACGCAGCAAUACUCAAAGCUCUGGACAGUUUUUAACACAGGAGUGUGUCAAGCCUGAGACACGACCAGAGCUUGAGUCUGAUUGGUUUGUUUGUGUUGAUCUAUGCAAAAUCCUGAUGAAAACAGCACUGUGUGAAAUAUAUACGAUUUUUAAAUGAUAGAGGUACGACUCUUCUCUGUAUAUAAAGUCCCCUUAAAGGGAAAGUCUGCUAUUUUUCAACCUGGGCCCUGUGUUUAUAGAUGUGGGCGUGUAAAUGAAUGGUACUUUAAAAAAACAACAACUUUAGAAUCAGUCCAGUGGAACGUCUCUGCCAGAAGCCGCGCUACAAUGUAACCCUAUGGGGCAACUGCGACCGUCCACGAAAUGUCCCCUAAAAGGCUCAAAUUGAUAUAUCAGGUUUUUUCCUAAGAGUCUGGCAACAUUAAACAUGUCUAGGUUUUGUAAGAACCAUUAGAGUAAGGUUGAAAAAUACCAGAAGUCCCCUGCGUUAGAUUGCACAAACUCAUCGAUAUCCAUUGCCUAAAUGUGCCGGAUGGUAAAAUUGUGAAAUUUUUGAAAGUCCUGCGUCCGUCCCCUUUAUCCAGAUCCACAUCUACAUUUAUUGGGAUCUUUUUUGACUCUUUUUUGAGUUGUGUGGUUGUUUUUGUGUAAAUCCUGCUGACAAUCAAAUCAACACAAAACAAACCAAACCAACCGACAGGGGGUGAAAACAUAACCACUCAGUCCUGAUCCUGACAAACUGCGGAUCAGAAGAUGUUCCUGUAAUGUACAAGCAGCAGAUAUGAGGAAUUGUUUUAACAUCACAAAUGUUACGUGACUUUGAAUCUUUAUAUUUUACCAGCAGCUCUGUCAUGAGUGCUCAUGGAAAGAUGAAUAAUAUUGCACAUCAUUCCCUGAACAGCAUAUGAAGUGUGCUCUCUCUGUUAAACACUGAGGUCAGAGCUGUGGCUGCAGGCUUCACUGAGUGAUUUCCCCAUUUGGAUUUUUUUUUAUUUUUAACACUCAGUUCUCUUUUGAAAGUGUGACGAGCUCAAAGUUCCUGUUUUGAAAUCCCAAUUAGUAUAAGUGACAGAGCAGAGAUGUGGCAACUAUGGAUAAGUGAAGCAAUCAUUGCUCAGCAGUGUGAGAACCGGACAUAAGGUCAGAAUCUUAAAGUUACACAAUCAACAAUAAUGUGCAUUUCUACUUCUUGUAUGAAUGUGGAUUCAGAACAUAGACUGUAAAUAAAAAUGCACGACACGUCUCCACCUCCGCUCGUUGUACAGAAUGGGUGCAUCCAUUUUGUACGUUAUCCCAGGUACGAAUUCUGCCAUCUUGGGCUGAUGACGUCAUUUGGAGCCGAGUCUGCGCACUAGCGAUCGGGGGAUGGAGUUGCGGUAGCGAGGUCCCGCCCAUAGACAUAGCUGUCAAUCAUGAUGUUUCACCCUGUUUUUAUAGCAUCAGUGUUGUAAGAUUGAAGAGAUUUAUUUAACGUGACCUUUUUUUGUUUGGUCCAUGUCCCAUCUGCUAACAUAAAGGGGCGGGAUUUAUGACCUAUACUGCAGCCACCCACCAGGGGGCAACUGCGCUACUGUGGCUUUACUUUUGGGGAGCCGUCGUGUCGUCCAUCUUUAUAGAGUCUUUAGUCGAGAAACCUUGUCUUUGUCAUUUUGUUCGUAAUGAAGCUCAUUUUAAAAGUUCCAUCUUUGCACCAGGAGAAAGUUACCCAGACUGAUCUUUGAUUAAGUUUUUAUUUAAUUACAUAGAUAAUAUUCUGCUGUGAGUUCAAAUACUUGUCUUGAUCCCUGUUAAAUACUCAUUGUUUCUCGUGCUGUUUCUUCUGGAUCCUCAUGAAAACGUGAACGUAUCCUGAAAUAAAACAGACGUUGUAGCAGCUUCAGCUUCAUGACACUCGUUCUGAGAGAGAUUGGGUUUGAACAAGAUCAAAUAAAACUGCUUCAAAGAAACAAAGAUUGUUACGCCUGCUGCUGUGAUCACUGUUUCACUAAGUUCUGGUGUUUUCAUGAAAAUGCUGCAGCUGUGCUUUAAUUCUGAAUUUAAAUGUUUUGUUGCACCUUGUUUUUUCUUCUUUAUUUCUUUGGAAAUAAAAAAAAAGGACCGAUAUCUGUUA
This is a messenger RNA of Hippoglossus stenolepis (Pacific halibut), 3255 nucleotides long. Its product is annotated as angiotensin II receptor-associated protein. The transcript has 5 exons. Lineage: Eukaryota; Metazoa; Chordata; Actinopteri; Pleuronectiformes; Pleuronectidae. The coding region runs from base 135 to 641 and encodes 168 amino acids. Gene Ontology annotation, biological process: regulation of blood pressure; angiotensin-activated signaling pathway. Gene Ontology annotation, cellular component: plasma membrane. The record is from RefSeq and is a predicted model, not a curated record.